AUGGAGUUCUUCAAAUCUUUGUUUGCUGCUAUUAUUAUUUCGUUUUUCUUAUUUCAGGUUAAUGCCACCAAUGUCACCCAUGAUGGCAGAUCCCUCAUAAUUGAUGGAGUACAUAGAGUUUUAAUAUCUGGUUCAAUUCAUUACCCAAGAAGCACAGCACAGAUGUGGCCUGAUCUUAUUAGAAAGGCCAAAGAAGGUGGAUUGGAUACAAUUGAAACCUAUGUAUUUUGGAAUGCUCACGAACCAAUUCGUCGUCAAUAUGAUUUUAGUGGAAAUCUUGAUCUCAUUCGGUUUAUUAAAACCAUUCAAGAUGAAGGAUUAUAUGCAGUACUUCGAAUUGGACCUUAUGUUUGUGCUGAGUGGAAUUAUGGGGGUUUUCCUGUAUGGUUGCACAAUUUGCCGGGAGUUUCUUUCCGAACUAAAAACGAUGUGUUCAUGAAUGAGAUGCAAAAUUUCACUACUUUGAUAGUUGAUAUGGUCAAAAACGAGAAUCUCUUUGCAUCGCAAGGAGGUCCAAUUAUUCUUGCUCAGAUUGAGAAUGAAUUUGGAAAUGUUAUGGGUCCUUAUGGAGCCGGUGGAAAGGAAUAUAUUCAAUGGUGCUCUAAUAUGGCUGAAUCUCUAGGCGUUGGUGUCCCAUGGAUCAUGUGUCAACAACAAGAUGCUCCAAAGCCAAUGAUUAACACAUGCAAUGGUUUUUACUGUGACGAAUUUAAACCAAAUAAUCCAAGUAGCCCUAAGAUGUGGACAGAAAAUUGGACUGGCUGGUUCAAGAGUUGGGGUGGUGCUGACCCUUAUAGAACAGCUGAAGAUCUUGCUUAUUCUGUUGCUCGUUUUUACCAAAAGGGUGGUACUUUCCAAAAUUAUUACAUGUACCAUGGUGGCACCAAUUUUGGUAGAACUUCAGGUGGCCCGUAUAUCACUACUACAUAUGACUACAAUGCACCUCUUGAUGAAUAUGGAAAUCCAAAUCAACCAAAAUGGGGACAUUUGAAGCAACUUCAUGAUGUCUUGCAUUCGAUGGAGUAUACUCUUACUCAUGGUGACGUCACAAAUACAGAUUUGGGUAAUUCUAUUUCGACUACUCUCUAUUCGACAAAAGAGAAAUCAAGCUGCUUUUUGAGUAAUGCACACAAUCAAACAGACGCUGUGGUCAAAUUCGGAGGGAUUGAUUAUUAUCUUCCAGCAUGGUCUGUUAGCAUUCUUCCUGACUGCAAGGACGAAGCAUACAACACUGCAAAGGUGUAUGCUCAAACUUCAGUGUUGGUAAAGAAACCCAAUAAGGCUGAGGAUGAACCCAAUUCUCUGGAGUGGGUGUGGAGACCUGAGAAUAUCGAGAGGACGGCUGUGCAAGGGAAGGGAGACCAUCAUGCUAACAGGAUCAUUGAUCAAAAAGCUAUGGCAAAUGAUGCUAGUGACUAUCUGUGGUACAUGACAAGGGUCGAGCUUCCCAAGGAUGAUCCCCUUGUGACUGGAAAGGCUACCCUUCGUGUAACUGAUAGCGGUCAUGUUCUUCACGCUUAUGUCAACGGAGAAUACAUAGGUUCUCAAUGGGCCCAAUAUGGCAGUCAAAAGUAUGUUUUCGAGAAAGAAGUCAAGCUGAACCCUGGAAAGAAUUUGAUAUCAUUGCUCAGUGCCACAGUUGGAUUACAGAACUAUGGCCCCAUGUUUGAUUUGAAUGUUACUGGAGUUCUGUCUCCUGUCGAAUUGGUUGCUCACAAAGGCAAUGGCAAAGUAGUCAAAGAUUUAUCAUCACAUAAGUGGUCAUACAAGGUCGGGUUGGAUGGAGUUGCAAACAAGCUUUACGAAACAGAUUGUCCUUCAAAGUUGAAAUGGUCAGCAGAUUCUCUUCCUGUUGACAGGAAUAUGACUUGGUACAAGACAACCUUCAAAGCUCCACUGGGAAAUGCUCCAGUUGUUGUGGACUUACUAGGUUUAGGCAAGGGCCAUGCAUGGGUGAAUGGUCAUAGUCUUGGUAGGUAUUGGCCCAGUUACAUAGCUGAUGAGCACGCUUGCCAGACUGCUGCUUGUGAUUAUCGUGGUGCAUAUAGUGACAAGAAGUGUGUGUCUAAGUGUGGCGAACCUACUCAAAGAUGGUACCAUGUUCCACGAUCGUUCCUUAAAGAUGGUGAGAACACAUUGGUUUUGUUUGAAGAAUUUGGUGGUAAUCCUUCUGGAGUACAAUUCCAGACUGUUGAGAUUGGGACGGCAUGCAUAAAUGCUCAUGAGGGAAAGAAGGUGGCACUGUCUUGUCAUAACCGACCGAUUUCAAGAAUUAAUUUCGCUAGCUUUGGCGACCCACAAGGUGUCUGUGGAUCCUUCAAGAAGACCGAAUGUGAGUCAACAGAGGAUGCAGUGUCCAUCCUUGAGAAAGAAUGUGUUGGCAAGGAGUCAUGCUCCUUUGAGAUUUCUGAAGACAAAUUUGGAAAAGCUUAUUGUGCUGUUAAAAGGCUAGCAGUGGAGGCCGUUUGUUAG
Messenger RNA from Theobroma umbraticum, 2472 nucleotides. RefSeq names its product beta-galactosidase 15-like. Gene Ontology annotation, biological process: carbohydrate metabolic process. Lineage: Eukaryota; Viridiplantae; Streptophyta; Magnoliopsida; Malvales; Malvaceae. Gene Ontology annotation, molecular function: hydrolase activity, hydrolyzing O-glycosyl compounds; carbohydrate binding. The record is from RefSeq and is a predicted model, not a curated record.